GCUGUUGUAGCGCGGCAGGGUGCGUAGUACGCAGGCGCUCCCUACCCUUCCCCCCCGGCACGUGACGAGGCACUAAGGGCCGUCACGUGAGGCAGGCAGAGAGCACGCGGGCGGGGUGGGGUUUGGCGGCGCUCGGCGAGGACCAAAGUAAGGCUGCAGACCCGGAAAAACCCAAUUGGGUUGGACAGCCAUGCCCAAGUACUGCAGGGCUCCGAACUGCUCCAACACUGCGGGCCAGCUGGGCGCGGACAACCGCCCGGUGAGCUUCUACAAGUUCCCACUGAAGGAUGGCCCCCGGCUGCAGGCCUGGUUGAGGCACAUGGGCCGGGAGCACUGGGUGCCCAGCUGCCAUCAGCACCUGUGCAGCGAGCACUUCGCCCCCUCCUGCUUCCAGUGGCGCUGGGGUGUGCGCUACCUACGGCCAGAUGCUGUGCCCUCCAUUUUCUCCCGGGCGCCGCCCGCCAAGAGGCAGCAGAAUGCCCGGAGCGCCGAGAAACCAGUCCUGCCUGCGCCUCCGCAGGAGGCCACGUCCCAGUCCCCUGCCCCAGCGGUCCCAGCGUCUGGCCCUGUACACCUUGUGGUGCUGGGGCCAGCAUCCGGAGGCCCCGAGGCCCCCGCCACCGUGUUCCUGACGCCCCUGCCGGCUCCCAAGGGGCCGCGCCCUGGAGUCUCGGCCCAGCACCCCCGGGCGGGGCUGGGCGCGGCGCUGGGAGCGCUGCAGCGGCGGGUGCGGCGGCUCCAGCGGCGCCACGAGCGGCACCAGGCGCAGCUGCGGGCUCUGGAACAGCUGGCGCAGCAGCUGCGCGCCGAGAGCCUGCUGGCGCGCGCGCGCCGGGGCCUGCUGUGCGCGGCUCAGCAGACCUAGCAGCAGGGAGUUCCUAUCCCCAGACAGUAGCAGUCAGCUGGAGCUCCAGUGGCUGCCCCUGGAGACCGGGGCCUGAACCAUGCCGGGGCACAAGAGGGACACACAGUGGGGCGAGGACAGAACUCAGACCCAGGCCUGGGGCUCUUCACCGAGCCUGCUGGGGCCCCUGGGCUGACAGCGUCUUUCUCUGCCUCUCCUGCCCCCAUUCCAUCCCUGUCUCCCCAAUCUCUUCCUCUCUCCCCCACAUUCACCUUUGUCUUUCUGCCCCCCAUCUCUCUGUCAUCCAUUUAUCUUCCCCCUUCCCCAUGUCUCUCUUCUUCUGUAUCUUUGUCUCAUAUCUAUGUCCCUGUCUCUCUGUGCCUACAUUUCUCCCAUCCCCCAUAUCUCUCUCUCCCUGUCUUUGUCCCUCCACAUCUCUCUCCCUGUUUUCCCACACCUCUUAAUUCCCUCCUGAGUGUCUCUCUGAUUCUCACAUCUCUUUCCUCACAUCUCUUCUGUUUCCUGACACCCUCCCUUCCAUCUCUACCUCCCUGUUUCUCACCAUUUCUCCCCCUGCCCAACCUUUUCCUUCCCUCCUUCCCUCCUCUCACUUCCCUCGUUCCCCUGUGUCCUCCAUCUCUACCACUUCUUUGCCUGGGCGGCCUAGCACCCUGGACCUGAGGAAUCCCAAGCCUUCACCAUCAUCUGUGGAGGGCCCGAAAUAGCUGUGGUCCUUGCCCAAGGUCCUGCACCUCCCACACUGGACGCCAAGCCUGAGCUCCUGGACACUCAGACUCCCAGUGUAUAAGC
Messenger RNA from Vicugna pacos (alpaca), 1654 nucleotides. It is a transcript of the gene THAP8, whose product is annotated as THAP domain containing 8. The record is from RefSeq and is a predicted model, not a curated record. NCBI's taxonomy places the organism in Eukaryota, Metazoa, Chordata, Mammalia, Artiodactyla, Camelidae.